UAGCCUGUUUAUUAUUAAGACAGUUGGUUUUAAUUUUUAUAAACCUGGAAAGCUCUUGAAUAUUUGAUAAAUCCAUAAGUUUUAAGUAGCUAAAAGUUGAGAAAUUGAUGUCUUUUAUUUGAAGAGUUGCAGGUCUCAUUUCUGCUUCUCAUCUUUGUUCUCUUUCCUCAAAACCCCUUCUAUGCCACUACCAUUUUUUAGUGAGCUCUGUUUUCUUUAUCAGCAAAGUGUGGCCCAAAGAUCAGAUCUGACUUUUUAAAUAGAACAUUGUCUAAUAAUACUCCACCCCUUACACAUGCAUUGCAUAUGGCUGCUUUUAUGCUAAAUUCUGACCAGAUAAUUCUUAUAUUCAUUAUCCCUGGUAUCAGCGAGUUACAGCGGAUCCUUUGAGAUGCCAACAAAGGAUUUGGACUUGAAAUCUUCAUACCUUUCUUAGAGCUUCAGAUUCUGCUAAUCUAGAAAUAAAAUAAUCUGCAAGAAUAAGGGAAUAGGCUGUCCUUCCUUGAUUAUCAGGGGCAAGUCCAGAGAUAAGCCAUGGUUUUGUGUCAGACCUCCACUAUAAAGAAAUAACUUUUAAGGUCAGUGUGGAGGGUCUUAUGAUGAUGCUAGUCAUUUGUAUCUGUGAAAAAAGCACUGAAAAAGAAGGCUGCUUUAAUAUGAAGGAAUUUUUGACAUAAGUUAUAUUUACCAAUUUAUUUUUAACUUUUGCUGCUUGGAUUAUAUAAUGUAAAUGGACUUUAUUGUUACUCUUGUUGCCACUUUUUUGUGGUUGGUGAGUUCCUCGGCCUGGGCUAAAGCUCUUACAGAUAUUAAAUUAACUACUGGACAGAAUAUUAUUAAGGAACUUAUUCCUUGUCAGCCGCCACAGGAAGCCUUGUGUUACUUUGACUCUGUGACUAGUAUGGGAUCCCUGAAUGUGUCUGUGAUCUUUGGCUUUCUGAAUAUGAUACUUUGGGGAGGAAAUGCUUGGUUUGUGUACAAGGAGACCAGCUUACAUAGUCCAUCAAAUACAUCAGCUUCCCACAGCCAAGGAGGCGUCCCACCCCCUUCUGGAAUAUAACUAAAUAUACUGUAUGAAAUGUGUGCUAUACUAUGCUUUGUUGCCAACAUCUUGAGAAGCAUUAUUGUUUCUAAUAAAAAGUAAUGGUUUUUUUUCAGUAAAUUGGUGGGUUUAAGAUUUUGCUGCUUUUCUAUAUAAAACGUGCCUUUUCUAGAAAUGUAAGAUGUAAAUGUAUUUGUACAUGUAAGUUUGAACAUUCAGGAACCUGUUAUGAGAUGAUACUUAUUUUUAAGUGAACAGUAAUUUCACUAAGUUACCUUCUAAAGUGUUUACACCUUAAGCCUUAACAUAGACCUUCAUUCAGAAAAGUUAUGUCAUAUCAUAAUAUAGGAAGAAUGAGUUUGGAAUAUACACUACUGUUAGUUUGUACACAUCGUAUCCCUAAGGCUUGGCUUGUUUAAGAAAACCUUGAUUGCAUAAUUUGUGUUUAGAAAAAAAAUUAGUACAAUUUUAUAUCUGAAUAUUGUUCAUGUUAAAAAAAAUUUGAAUUGCAAAGACGCUGAGUAUAUAUUUUAAAUGUUUUUUCUAAAUGACCCGCUAUACUUAUUACGUGUACUAAGAUUGUCUUAGGAGCAAGGACUUGGAAAUUCUAACAAACGUGUGGUGUUAACUUGGCGCUUCUGUUGCAAUUAUUUCUGGUGGUUUAUUAGGCUUAUUAUGUUAGAGCAUCGUUCCCAACGAUGGCUUUAUAUAUGUAAGCAUUCUCAGUGAUCCUUGUUUGAUGUGCUUGUUCAUGCCAAGGGAUAAAAAUCUAUCUUCUUCUACAAGACCCUGGUUAUAGGGUCACUAAAAAUUAAGGUUGCCUUUUACUUUUGAAACAUUCAACAUUUAGUCAAUGAAGUUGCUUCUCCUGAGUUUAACAUUGAUAUGGUGAAAAUAAAUGUUGUUCGGAUUUCAUACUUCUUAAUAUUCAUUCUUAUUCCACAAAAAGAUGAUUAAGGAAUUAUGCUCAUAAAGGAACCUAAGUAAGCUGGAUGUGUAUGCUGUCCUUCCACACACACUGGGCUAUGUUCAGAAUACAGUGCUUUUGUUCCUCAGCUUUUUGUAGUACAGGGACCCAGACUUCUGUUCUUACAGGGAAGUACACGUGGGAAGUACAUCAUGAGAUAGUGCCUUAUCUGUUGCUUUAUUCAUGGCAAAGCAGCUCUGUAAGAAUGUGUUUUUAAUACCGCAAACAAUAAAGAAGUUAAAGUAAAGAGUGCCCGGCUGUUAUGUCACAG
Chionomys nivalis (European snow vole) is the source of this 2280-nucleotide messenger RNA. It is a transcript of the gene Sypl1, whose product is annotated as synaptophysin like 1. The transcript is spliced from 3 exons. Gene Ontology annotation, cellular component: synaptic vesicle; synaptic vesicle membrane. NCBI's taxonomy places the organism in Eukaryota, Metazoa, Chordata, Mammalia, Rodentia, Cricetidae. The record is from RefSeq and is a predicted model, not a curated record. The coding region runs from base 731 to 1060 and encodes 109 amino acids.